This is a messenger RNA of Megalops cyprinoides (Indo-Pacific tarpon), 1482 nucleotides long. RefSeq names its product low density lipoprotein receptor adapter protein 1. The record is from RefSeq and is a predicted model, not a curated record. NCBI's taxonomy places the organism in Eukaryota, Metazoa, Chordata, Actinopteri, Elopiformes, Megalopidae. The transcript has 10 exons. The coding region runs from base 96 to 914 and encodes 272 amino acids.
AAGCGCAGUCGGUCCAGCGCGUCUCGGCGCAUCUUUCACACUCGUUGUUUCUUAGAUAUUGCAGGGACGGUAGCUAUCCUACCUGACACCUCAGCAUGGAUGCUCUGAAAUCAGCCGGGAGAGCAAUUAUCAAGAGCCCGGGAGUUCCGCGACACACAUGGGGAACAUCCAAGCACGAGAAGCUUCCGGAGAACUGGACAGACACGAAGGAGACGCUGUUGGAGGGUAUGGUGUUCAGUCUGAAGUACUUGGGCAUGACACUGGUCGGGCAGCCCAAAGGGGAGGACAUGGCGUCUGCCGCUAUCCGACGGAUUGUGUCCAUGGCACGGGCCGGAGCAAAGAAGUUCCGGAAAGUGACUCUCACAGUGUCCCCGAAAGGGAUCAUCAUCUCAGACACAGAGACCAAUGAGCUCAUCGAGAACGUGUCCAUAUACAGAAUCUCUUACUGCACUGCCGACAAGACUCAGGACAAAGUGUUCGCCUAUGUCUCGCAGAGCCAGUUCAAUGAAACGCUGGAGUGCCACGCCUUCCUGUGUCCCAAGAAGAAGAUAGCUCAGGCCGUAACGCUGACAGUGGCUCAGGCCUUCAAAGUAGCCCUGGAUUUGUGGGAAAUUGCUCAGGAAGACAAAAAUAAGAAAAUGCACUCGUGCUGUUCCUGUUCAGUCAACGACUGCCAGGUGGAGAGAACAGAGAGAUCGCCGCACUGUGGUCCAGAUUCUGAGAAACACAAAGCCCUCAGUAAAGAGGAGAAACUGAGGAAGCCAUUUUUCUCCGCGUCAUUUCACUCGCCCUCACCGCGUGGCCACCCAAAGCAAAGACGGCCAAUCAAACACGACUCCUGGGAUGUGGAUGACGGACUUGAUGACGCCUUCUCGAGCAGUAUGGAUGUCGAAGAUAUGGACACAGGUAAGUGAGACUGGCAGAGUCCCGCUCCAGAACGCUGUCUGAGAAUGCAGCUCUGAGUCCACUGGAGGCUGCCCAACAGGGACUAACGUCCAGGAGCAGGGGACAUUCAGAAUGAAGACUUACAGAAAUACUACAUCUCCCAGAAUCCACCUCCACCCCCCAACAGAAAAACUCACCUUUCAAGAUCACGGUCUGACCUUGUAACCUGGAAAUGGACAUAGUUAUCCUGUGACUAAGAAGACCAGGGGAUUAGUUUUGGCUGGAUUUUACUCUUUGUUCUCUUUGUUAAAGAACUCACAUUAGACAAGUCUGAAUUAGUACUGGUUACAUCCAAUUUCAAAAUUUAUUUACUAAAUGCAAAGUCAAAAACUUAACUCUGGAUCCCAAGUCCAAAAAGUAACCACCUAGAUAUCCAACUAACAGGUAUCUUAAAAUUCUGAGCAAAUCUAGACAGCCAAUCAGCUGUCUGAAGAGGCAAGGUAGGUGAAAAUAUAUUUGCUAACUAGUUAAUGAUUGUAUUUGUUAACUAGCCAACAACUGGGAAUUUGAAAUAUGAAUUCACUACUGGUAUGUUUA